GGCAGCAGCAGCUAUGUGUUUCCCCCCCCCCCCCCACAGACGAUAUGACCAUGUUGUGUCCGGUAACGCCUCUGAAAUAUACUCGUUAUGUGCAAACACUCGUCAGAGCAUUUAAACAGACAAGCAGACAGAGGUGUGCGCAGUCUGAGGAGUUCAUCAGGAGAUUUAUUUCAGACAACACGGAGAUAGUUGGAGAGCGGACUCUGACUCCAGAGAUCAAACUGAGGCUGUUCACCCCGAACUGCACAUUCUGGCGAGAGAGGCCAGAGUUUUGGCCUUUCGACGACCCGUACUGGGCCAUAUACUGGCCCGGAGGACAGGCGCUCUCAAGAUAUCUCUUGAAUAACCCUGGAGUGUGCGGGGGCAAGACGGUUCUGGAUCUGGGGAGUGGCUGUGGAGCCUCGGCUAUCGCUGCAAAACUGUGUGGUGCUGCUCAUGUUGUUGCUAAUGACAUUGACCCUGUUGCAGCCGUUGCGACUCACAUGAACUGUGAGCUGAACGACCUGGAGCCGCCUGUUUGUCUCAUUAACAACGUGAUUGGUUUAAAACCUGAGGCCUUCGACCUGAUCCUCCUGGGUGACAUGUUCUACGACGAGGCCCUCGCCACCAGCCUUCACAGCUGGUUGGACCGUUGCAUCGAAGUCCACGGCACCAAAGUCCUGAUCGGAGACCCCGGAAGAGCCCAGUUUGAGGAGCACGGCAUCCGACAACUCCUGCGUCAGUUGGCUCAGUUCGAGUUGCCCGAGUCUGUCAGAGAGGAGAACUAUGGUCUGACCUGCAGCGGUGUUUGGAGCUAUCGUCCUGAACUCUGUAAUUAAUGUAACAUGUACUCAGCUGCAAAUGACUGCACGAAGUGUUAUGGGAUGACUUUGUAGCUAUACACUCAGGGUCACUCAGUUUUCACUUGUUGCUUCACCAGUGGUAAAAAACUGUCGAUACUUGAUAUUUGUUUAAUACCCAGGAUGCACGUAGACAGUAUAAUAAAGCAAAGUCUUGAUAUGUGAAUGUUUAAUUUCCUGUAUUGUUGCUUUUAAUUUACAUACAGAUUUAAACAUUUUC
Molecule: messenger RNA, 1059 nt
Organism: Dicentrarchus labrax (European seabass)
Lineage: Eukaryota; Metazoa; Chordata; Actinopteri; Moronidae
Gene: etfbkmt
Product: electron transfer flavoprotein subunit beta lysine methyltransferase
Exons: 3
Coding region: 45-818 (257 amino acids)
Biological process (GO): peptidyl-lysine trimethylation
Cellular component (GO): mitochondrial matrix
Molecular function (GO): protein-lysine N-methyltransferase activity
Source: RefSeq, a predicted model, not a curated record